CCGGCGGCGCCCGCGGGCCGGCGCGCGGCGGCCCCGCGGGCGGCCGCCCCGCCCGCCAGCUUCGCCAUCGAGGACCUGGCCCAGUUCCCCGGCGCCCGGAAGACGCUGCGCAAGGAGCUCGCCGAGUCGGUGGCGAUGGCCACGGCGAGGGCGGAUGCUGCGGAGCGCAUCGAGGAGGUAGAGGCCCUCGAGAAGGAGCUGGCGUACCUCGCCGCUGAGCUGUCGAUGCAGCGCGUGGCGGCGGAGACUGGCGAGCCGGUGCCGCGCUUCAAGGAGCGCGGCGGGGCGGCGCUGGCGAAGGCGGCGGGCCGCGGCUCCGGGGCGGCCCGCGCGGCGGCACCGCGGCCGGAGCUGCAGGAGUGGGCGCGCGGAGAGCUCGGGGAGGAGCGCCUGGACAUCAUCCCCGCCGUCAGGGCGGCCGUCGAGGCGGCGACGGGCACCGGCAAGGAGGCGGAGGACGAGGAGAGUCUUACCUCGCGGCUGCGCUUCGCCCUGCCGCUGGUGCCCCUGGCGGCCGUCCCCCUCCUGCAGGCGAAGGACAAGGCCGACCGCUCGGCCCAGCUCCUCACCACGACGCUGCCGCCCGGCAGCCUGCCCUACUCGGAGCUGGGGUGGUCCCCGCCCAUCGACUCCCUGGCGUACGACACGAUGAUGAGGGAGUUCCCGAAGUCCCUCCCCGCGAUCAGCGUCUUCGAGCGCUCGCGGCUUUUCCUGACACAGAACUUCGGCAUGACGCCCGACAACACCAUCCUCGGCACGAGUAUUUGCCCCGACGAGAUCAACAAUCUGGAGGGUGGCGUCGCCUCCCUCGCCAAGAAGUACUGGGGCGAGGUCUUCACGCUGGGCGGCCUCGGAGGCGUGCCCUCGGUCGGCAAGACGGGCUGGGGCGCGUUCUCGCACCACGCCCCGGAGGAUGGCAGCAUUUUCGUCGUCUACGGCCCCCACGUUGGCAUCUCUGACAUAGGAGAGGUGGGCAAGUACAACCGGAAGGGCCAGACCGGGGAGACGAGCGCCUGCGGAGCCUUCGUGGGCGCGUACAGGCAGGCCGCGAGCUGGGCGGGGGAGCGGGAGCUGCUGGAGAGGAACGACGCGCAGCAGCAGUUCAUACGGGCACAGCUGGCGCCGCUGACGGCGGGAAUCGCCCGUGCGGAGAGCCCGAUGACGGACCUGGCCUUGAAGGCAUUCGAUAUCGUCGACAGGCAGCUGGAUGAUGUCAUCGACCUCGACGCCCUCGGCAACGGCGGGAAGCUCGUCCUGCUCGGGGGCAUACAGGUCAACACUCCCAGGGCCUUCCCAGACCACUUCCAGCCGAUGCGGUUCGAGGGGCGCCUCUGCCUGGCAGAGGCACACCUGCCAUUCGCGAUGUAG
This is a messenger RNA of Prorocentrum cordatum, 1368 nucleotides long. NCBI's taxonomy places the organism in Eukaryota, Dinophyceae, Prorocentrales, Prorocentraceae. The record is from the annotation of a GenBank genome assembly.